Ictidomys tridecemlineatus (thirteen-lined ground squirrel) is the source of this 1658-nucleotide messenger RNA. NCBI's taxonomy places the organism in Eukaryota, Metazoa, Chordata, Mammalia, Rodentia, Sciuridae. The record is from RefSeq and is a predicted model, not a curated record.
GGUCUGGCUUUGGGAAUGGCAAUCGCGGAGCGACCCUGUCGCCUGCUAGAUCCGAGGGGACCCUCUCGCUCACCUCGUGGUGUGUUGCAGUUGGUGGAUCUGAAGGCGGAACUCUUCCGCAAACAAGAAGAAUUCAAGCAACAGAAGCACCUGAAAGAUUCUGGCGUUUGGGAAAAACCAAAGACAACGAAUAAGAAACCCAGCAUCUGGAGCAAGCAGAACACAGGAGUCUCCACCCGGGCGGAGAAGGAUGCCGAACAAAGGGCGGAGGAACAGAAGACGCUGGACAGGGCGAGGGAAAAAUUGGAAGAAAAAGCCAAGUUAUACGAAAAAAUGACUAAAGGAGACUUUAUAGGUGAGUGUGAUAAGCGAUUUCUGACUCCUUGGGAAGAAUUGUCCCCGUUGGAAGACAUAAAGGAAAUAGACUCAGAAGAACCUAAGGAAAUGGGCAGUGGGGACCCAGGGGACAGAGUGAAGUCAUGGACGCUGUGUUUGUGCCCACCUGACAACAUGCAGUGGGUUCCCAGGUGGCGGGGCAGGUUCCUCGGUGGGAGAGUCACCUUUGUAGCCAGAGGCCGAGUGUCAGCUGUGGCCUCAGCCCGUCGUGUGCCCGUGUUGAGAAGCGUGUUCUCGGUGGUGGCUGAGCCCGCAUCCCUUCCUGUCCGGCUCCGUGUCCCUGACCUGGGGACGGGGUGCCACGCCUUCUCACGCCUUGUCACUGAUUGCAGGGUGGAUUACGUGGACUCUCUGGGGCGCUCCCGGCGCUGCAUGAGGAAGGACCUGCCGGCUCUGCUGGAGAUGGACAAGGACCUGCAGGGCAGACUCUUCGUCAGUCCUGCCAACGAGAAGACCCUGCUGUCGGAGGACAUGAGGAAGGAGCUGCAGCGCCAGCAGUGGGAGGAGGAGGAGCGGGAGGCCCUGCAGCGGCCCGUGGGUCCCCUGCACUACGAGGACAUCCGGGAGAACGAGGCCCGGCAGCUGGGCGUUGGGUAUUUUGCCUUUGCCCGAGACCAGGAGCUGAGGAGCAAGCAGAUGAAGACUUUGGAGACGCUGCGCGAGCAGACCACAGAUCAGAGAAUCAAACGGGAAAACAUAAAGGAAAAGCGGAAGGCCCUGUUGGAAGCCAGGCUAGCCAAGCUACGCCAAAAGAAGAUGAAGAAAUCCAAAGAGGACGGGACGGAAGAGGGCGACCCAGACGCAGCUGUUAUUGGGCCUCCGGCUCCAGAACCAGAAGCUGGGCCAGCUCCGCCUCCUGCUGCCCAGAGCAGCAAAGUGGAAGUCAUCAUCCAGGAGAGGAGGGACACCAAGCCCGGAGUGCCACACGUCCGCGAGUGGGACAGGGGCAAGGAAUUUUCCUUUGGAUACUGGUCGAAGAGGCAGUCAGACCUGCGGGCCGAGCGAGACCCCGAGUUUGCCCCGCCAUCCGAUUACUUUGUGGGUCAAAAGAGAACUGGUGCUUGCAGUGGCCAGACGUGGAACAGACCUGGACCAGCACUGGGUGACCCAGGGCAGCGGCCUGGCCAGAGCCAGGAGCCCAGCUCCGCACAGUCACCGUCCUCCUCUGCCCCUGCAGGCCCACCCCAACCCCCCAGGGUCACCUUUGAAACUCUGGAUGAGAUGAUCUCCUAUUACAAGCAAGUGACAUGACCCGGGAAGCA